Messenger RNA from Scleropages formosus (Asian bonytongue), 3924 nucleotides. It is a transcript of the gene ireb2, whose product is annotated as iron-responsive element binding protein 2. The record is from RefSeq and is a predicted model, not a curated record. Bases 76 to 3081 code for a protein of 1001 amino acids. NCBI's taxonomy places the organism in Eukaryota, Metazoa, Chordata, Actinopteri, Osteoglossiformes, Osteoglossidae. The transcript has 22 exons.
GUCAAUAGUCGGUGGGCCGGCUCAGUUGAUGAAGUCCUGCGACGUGAUUGGUCCCCACUGCGCGAGGCUUCACAGAUGAUUGGUCCAGUCGCGGGGAGGCUUUUCAGCGCUGAUUGGUUCUCACACGGGGAGGAGUUUCCAUGGUCCACAGUGGAGAUCGUGUCAAUUUCAGAAGCCAUCAUGGCGCUCGGUUCUUAUCCCAAAGAACAUUCUUUCAGCAACUUAAUAGACACACUGAAAAGUGAGAAACACGAGGACCGGAAGUAUUUCAGUCCAGCGAAGCUUCAGGACCCGAGAUACGAUGAGCUGCCCCUGUCCAUCCGUGUCCUGCUGGAGGCUGCCAUCCGGAAGUGUGAUGAUUUCUACGUGCGCAAGGAGGAUGUGGAAACCAUUCUGGACUGGCGACGGCAGCAGGGCUCAGCGGAGGUGCCCUUCUCCCCUGCCCGGCUCCUGCUGCAGGACUUUACCGGCAUCCCGGCUAUGGUGGACCUGGCAGCCAUGAGAGAUGCCGUGGCCAGGCAAGGAGGUGACCCCAGCCAAGUGAACCCCAAAUGCCCUACGGACCUUAUCGUGGACCACGCGCUGCAGAUCGACUUCGGGAAAUGUGCCAUUCAAAAUGCCCCGAACCCUGGUGGAGGGGACAGCCAGGCCACCCCCGUGAAGUCAACUCCAGCCAAACCUCGUGGCUGCGGCCCCCAGAGAAGUUGUAGUAAAGGGGCCUGUAACGACCCACCCUCUACCUCAGCACCAGCUGCCGCUGUCCAGAUAGAGAACACCCCGCUCCUGUGUCCCUUCCACCUCCAGCCUGUGUUUGAGCCUGAGAUUGCCCUCAAGAAUCAGGAGAAGGAGCUGAUUAGAAAUAGAGAGAGGCUUCAGUUCUUCAAGUGGUGUUCCCAAGCUUUCAAGAAUGUGAACGUGGUGCCGCCAGACAUCAGCGCUGUGCACCAGGUGAACCUUGAGUACUUGUGCCAGGCGGUGCAGGAGCACGAGGACUUUGUGUACCCUGACAGCGUGGUGGGUACCGACUCCCACACUACCAUGGUCAAUGGCCUGGGCAUCCUGGGCUGGGGUGUCGGAGGCAUCGAGUCGGAAGCCGUCAUGCUGGGCCAGCCUGUGACCCUGACGCUACCCAAGGUGGUGGGCUGCAAGCUGCUCGGCUCUGUCAAUGUCCUUGCCACAUCCAUAGACAUCGUCCUUGGGAUCACAAAGCACCUUCGCCAGGCCGGGAUAUCUGGUAAAUUUGUGGAGUUCUUCGGGCCGGGGGUCUCGCAGCUCUCUGCUCCGGACAGGACCACUAUUGCCAACAUGUGCCCCGAGUACAACGCCACAGUCAGCUUCUUCCCUGUUGAUGACGUCACGCUGAAGCACUUUAAACAAGCCAACUUUAGUGAGGAGAAACUUGAAUUGGUGGAAGCUUACCUCAAAGCUGUGAAGUUGUUCAGAAGCUAUCAGGACCUGGGUGAAGACCCUCACUACUCUGAGGUGAUAGAGAUUGACCUCAGCUCCAUCGUCCCCCAUGUGAGUGGACCCAAGAGGUCCCAGGACCGGGUGGAGGUCAGCAAUAUGAAGAAAGACUUCCUGAACUGCCUGAAUGAGAAGGUGGGUUUCAAGGGCUUCCACAUCCCUGUGGAGAAGCAGACCACGCUGAUGCCCUUCUUGCACGGGAGCAGGGAGUACCAGCUGACGCAUGGCUCCGUCGUGCUCGCCGCCCUCAUCAGCUGCACCAACAAUUGCAACCCGUCCGUCAUGCUGGCUGCAGGGUUGCUGGCCAAGAAGGCAGUGGGGGCAGGGCUCUCUGUCAGGCCUUACAUCCAGACCAGCCUGGCACCCGGCAGUGGAAUGGUGACACACUAUCUCAGUGCAAGCGGAGUGCUGCCGUACUUCAGCCAGCUCGGGUUCGAGGUCGUCGGCUACGGAUGCGCCACAUGUGUGGGGAACACCUCCCCCCUACCGGAAGCUGUCGUCAAUGCUAUUAAACAGGGUGACCUGGUGGCGUGUGGAGUGCUCUCAGGGAGCCGACACUUUGAGGGGCGCUUGUGCGACUGCGUUCGUGCCAACUACCUGGCCUCCCCACCUUUGGUGGUGGCCUACGCCAUCGCUGGCACCGUGAGCAUCGACUUCGAGACAGAGCCCCUGGGCUUGACGCCAGAGGGCAAGGAGGUGUACCUGCGAGACGUGUGGCCCAGCAGAGAGGAAGUCCAGCACACGGAGGAGAACAUGGUCAUCUCAUCCAUCUUCCGCGAGCUCCGAGAGAAGAUGAAGAGGGGGAACAAGCUGUGGAAAGACCUGGAAGCAUCAGAGGCUGAGCUGUUUCCCUGGGAUCCUAAGUCGACCUACAUCAGAUGUCCCCCGUUCUUCAAUAAGCUUACCAAGGAGCUAUGUGAGCCACAACCCAUGGAGAACGCCCACGCCUUGCUCUUCCUGGGGGACAUGGUGACCACCGAUCACAUCUCUCCAGCGGGGAGCAUCGCCCGGGUUAGCGCUGCUGCCAAGUACCUGCAGAGCAAGCGCCUCACUCCUCGGGAGUUCAACUCUUACGGGGCCCGGAGGGGCAACGAUGCAGUGAUGACCCGGGGGACCUUUGCCAGCAUCAAGCUCCAGAACCGAUUUGUUGGCAAAGCUGGGCCCAAAACCCUGCACGUUCCGUCCGGACAGAUUAUGGACGUUUUUGACGCCGCUGAGCGCUACCAGAGAGACGGAAUCCCCCUCAUCAUCCUGGCAGGGAAGAAGUACGGAUCUGGGAACUCGCGUGACUGGGCAGCCAAGGGACCCUACCUGCUGGGUGUGAGGGCCGUCAUCGCCGAGAGCUUUGAGAAGUUGCAUAAAAACCACCUGGUUGCCAUGGGGAUUGCCCCCCUGCAGUUCCUCCCUGGACAGAGUGCUGACUCGCUGGAGCUCAGUGGCAAAGAGAAGUUCUCCCUGUGCAUUCCCAAGGACCUGUCACCGGGACAAGAGAUCACUGUUAAGACAAGCACUGGGAAGACUUUCCAGGUGAUUGCCUCGUUUGAGAACGCAGUGGACAUGGUGUUUUACAAACAUGGUGGCAUCCUCAAGUUCGUGGCCCGGAACGCACUACCCUGAUGUGGCCCAAUCUGAGCAAAGCCUUCUUCAUCUGCUGCAGCCGAUACACGUGUGUUCAGCCUGCUGGAACAUUCGGAGGAUUCGGCCCGAGACAUCCCUGCAGUUUUUUUUUUCCCUCCCCUCGGCAGUAAAGGUGUCACCGAGACGGUUGUGUCGCUUGGCUGCAGUACAAAGACUGACCAGUAAGGGGCAGAGCAGAGGCACAGCCUGCAGGCUCCCAUUCACAGACCAGGUUCAGCAGAAACGCCGUCCCUCUGGUUUCUGUCCCAGUGGGUCCCGAUGCCUUUGUUUUUUAUUUUUUUUUUUUGCACUUAAAAAAAUAUCCAGUAAACUUUCACAGGACGCUAGUAAAUGUGAAAGAAAUGUAGGUUUUUUUUUUUUUUUUUUUUCCCCCCCUUCUUCUCACUGUGUCUGUGUUGUACUCGUUGACUGUUGGUGAAUUUUGCAUGUUAGACUUGCCGUCUCUUCUGGUCUCGCCGCCGCCGCUGCUCCUGAUCUCAGGCGGCGUGCGAUCCUCUCUCCUUCGCGGUGCUUCUCCGGGCUGUUCGCAAAGCCUCCCUUGUGUCAAAGAGCCAAGAGCAACACCCCCGGUGCAUGAUGCCACGUUUCUGCCAUGACUCUCUUUUCUGCAGCUCUCGCUAAUGUACAGUGAGAUAAAUUAUUCAUGUUUUUAUAUUACUCUUUAAGGGAUGCUUUCCCAGGUUUUGGCAGUGACUGCUAGAAGAACAGCAUGAUAUUUGCAUUUCACUCUGAUUGAAUCACAGCUCAUCUCAACUACGUUCCACAGCCCCGUAAAACUGCUCUGUAGUGGCAGUGAAGAGAUUAUAGUUAUAUUUAGUAUUU